Anneissia japonica is the source of this 5017-nucleotide messenger RNA. Its product is annotated as acetylcholinesterase-like. The record is from RefSeq and is a predicted model, not a curated record. Gene Ontology annotation, molecular function: acetylcholinesterase activity. NCBI's taxonomy places the organism in Eukaryota, Metazoa, Echinodermata, Crinoidea, Comatulida, Comatulidae. The transcript is spliced from 5 exons. Gene Ontology annotation, cellular component: plasma membrane. Gene Ontology annotation, biological process: acetylcholine catabolic process; choline metabolic process. Bases 2506 to 4320 code for a protein of 604 amino acids.
GUAAGCCACCGCUGAAUUUCACGAUUGCCGACACUGACCAUUGGCUGAUUAACAGGUCAGACGGCAGCCCUUGCUGACAUGCAUACAGGCCUAGGGGAAACCGUUCAAAAAUCAAUAAACUGUUCCUUUUUGUGGUUAUAAGCACACAUAAGAUGCAAAAUAUCAGAGACGCAUAUUUGCCAGGUGUCACGGUUGUCAUAAUAGUAUCUGGUUUUUUAUGUUAUGCGAAUUAUUAUGUAUUUUAGAGUCGAAUAGCAGGAGCUCACUUUUUCAACCUGUGUUGGUCAAUGGCCAAUAGUAAAUAUGCAACAGUAGGCCUUGUGAGUGAAAUUUCUUUCACUCACAAGGAAACGUUUCUUUCCUCAAAUUAUAUUGUAGUUAAUAAUUUCUUUGGUUAAUUUCUAUGCAAUGACUGAUUUUGUCGGCCUUAUGAAUAUAAUUAUAUAUUUGCUUUAUUUUCAUUAUCACAACAUUAAGUAUAUUUUAAUUUAUUUUAUAUAUGUAUAGUUAUAAAUAGAACAUUUGGUAAUGUAAAUGGAGACGCAACAAACAAAAAAAAACACUUAUGACAAACUAAUCCGCUAAAUUACUAUAAGCCUACUUAUUUUAUAAAUCUAAAUUUUAUUGAAGCAUUUAUAAACAUGAUCCAAAUAUAUAUCGUAUGGAAACGAUAAAAAGAAACGUGUCUCCAAACCAAUCGACUUGCAACAUUUGCAUUGUUUCCGUAAAAAGAAAGAUAACACCAUUUGAUACUGCAAUGAACUCAUUAAUAAUAAUAAUAAAAUACUACUAAAAAUAACUGAUAAUGUUGCAGUAAUGUGUAAAUUUCAUGUUUAACAAACGGUAUACUGCUUAGCCACCUUGUUCUAUUAUUCUAUUAAAGUAUUAUUUGCGGCCGCACCUUCAGCGCUUCAUACACUGCAGCCGAAAUGCAUGACAAAAAUACCAACUCAGGGCCAAAACGACCCGGAGCUCAAUCAAUCUGGGGCUGAUUCGACUCGGGGCCGAAACGACCCUACACCCCCUCGAAUAUACAAAUUACUGUUUAUUGACCAGUGGCCGCUUUGACCAUACUCCUAUUCUAUUCAUUCCGAAUGCAGAUGGCUAGACUUGGCCUAGGCUCUAGGCCCCUAAAUCUAGAAAGAGGUACUUCUUUUGGUUUGAGCCUUGUCUAAGGAGGGGUGUCGGCUAACUUGUACGCAUGCCAACUCAUACGCAGUUUGGAGAACAAAAUAUAGCCCUAGGCCUAAACGAAAACCAUCAUUGACUGGAACCGGGAUAGAACGCCUUUAACUUAGUAUUUUCGGUUCUGUGCAAACAUCCCAUUAUGUCAGGGGCGGUGCCCCGCCAGGGAGAAAAACUAUAAUUCGUUCGGUGAGAAAAAUUUAAUAUAGCUAGAACUAGGCAUCCUAUGUAUUUUCCACAUAUUAUUAGUAGUAUAGUAGACUCUAAAAUUGAUUAAAUAAAAUAAGACUUUGAAACCCCUAAAUUGUAAUAUUAUAGUUUUUCUGCUUUUUUGGCUAUGUGGCAUUUUAGUUGUCUUUUUACUGCUGGCUGCUUUGUUGCUAAGUACCUUCUCUGAGACAGUGUUGUAGUUGUUUUUUUUGGUUUUUUUUGGCAGUGUUUUGUUGUUGUUUUCAAGUUGUCAAAUUAUUUAAUGGUGCAUUUUUCUACACUGAAUUAAGUGUUUGCGCUAUUUUUUAAUUUUUAGGCAAGAUAUGCUUGUUUAACACAACAUUCCACAAACUCUGCUAGCAAAAUGUUAUUACACAAUUUCUUUUUAUUGUAUUUAAAAUUAUGAACAUGAAAGUACAAGAUACAAGUCAACUUUAUUGUCAAAAAAUGAAUUCUGAGAUAUUUUUGUACAUAACAUAGAAUUGUUUACAAAAGUGAUAAAUAUUAAUUAAAAAUUCUCUAGUAUUAUCACUAUACACUAUAAAUACCACUUUUUUUUAAUUUUGGUUACUAAGUCAUGUAUACAAGUCUUCUUUCUGGCAAAAAACCUCUUUUCUUAAAGCCCUGAGAAUGCACAAGGUUGUCUGCUACAACCAACUAUAUCAGACAAAUAUCAAUAUCAAUAAGUAGCAUAUUUAUCAGACAAUCUGCAAUAGCAUAUAAUGGUGCCGUAAUUUGCUUUUGGAGUACUUUACCAAUGCUAGGUUGAGUUUUUUCAGCUAUGGCUAAUGUAAUGAUAUACCUCUGCUUUUUUUUAUAUUAUGUUGAUAUGACCAAUAUUGCGCUUGUAUAAUAAUAAAUAAUAAUAUGUCGUUCUUAUAUAGCACUUCAUGCCUUAACAAGGCCUCUAAGCGCUUCACAUUACUACCCCGGUCAUUGGAUCAAAAACAUAUGGAACUCAAUGAAACACCAGAUUAAAUUACACACAGUUGUCGAUGAAGAAUAGAGAUUGAUGUACAAGUACUGUGAACAAAAGCUAAAGAACCAAGAUUGAUCAGCUUAGACAUUUGCUUAAGGCAACAAACCAACUGAAACAAUUAAAUAUUUAUAAUGUGUUUGAACAGUUGGAUUUUUUUCGCUGUCACACUAUCAAUAGGCAAAUCUACAAGAUGCCAAGACAUAGUGGUAACAAUUACCCAAGGCAAUAUUCUUGGUAAACGGCUUGAUGUCUUGGAUAAAUCUGUUGAUGCAUUUCUUGGUAUACCCUAUGCUGAGCCACCAAAAAACGAGAGACGCUUUAAGCAUCCUGAACCCAGGAAACCAUGGCCUGGAACAUUGAAUGCAACAAUGUAUGGAUUUGGCUGUAUGCAGUUACAUGAUCUCGUGUUCCCAGGCUUCAAGGGAACUGAGAUGUGGAAUCCAAAUGUGGAACUUGACGAAGACUGUUUAAAUUUAAAUGUUUGGGUGCCAUAUCCAAGACCAAUAAAUGCUGCUGUAAUGGUGUGGAUUUACGGUGGAGGCUUUUACAGUGGUGUUGCAUCACUUGAUGUUUAUGAUGGCAAAACGCUUGCUGCUGAAGAAAACAUCAUUGUUGUGUCAAUGAACUAUCGUUUAGGAGCACUUGGAUUUUUAGCAAUGGGCGAUGAAGCACCAGGAAAUGCGGGCUUGCUUGACCAAGCUCUUGCACUUCGGUGGGUGCAAGACAACAUCGCUCGAUUUGGUGGAAAUCCAGAUGCAGUGACGUUGUUUUCUGAGAGUGCUGGCUCUGCUAGUGUGAAUUUCCACCUAUUCUCACCUGUUAGUCGCAACCUAUUCAAAAGAGCUAUUAUGCAGAGUGGAUCUGCCAAUGCUCCGUGGGCGUAUUAUACUAAAGAGGAAGGUACUCGAAGAGGAGAGUUGCUUGCUACAAAAUUGAAUUGCACUAUUAGUACGGAUGGUCAGACAUUUAGUGUAAAUGAAAUGGUACAAUGUAUGCGUUCACGUAAAGUUGAAAAUAUCCUAGAUGAAAUGUGGGUUACUGCCGAAUUUAUGAAACUACCGUUUGUUCCAGUAAUUGAUGGCACAUUUAUUAGAGAGGCCCCUGAACUCACAAUGAAAACAAAUUCUUUUCAACCGUGUGAAAUAAUUAUUGGUAGUAAUCUCAAUGAGGCAAACUUUUUUUUGAUAUAUGGAGUUCCAGGAUUCAAUAAAGAUAACUCUAGUAUACUGGAUGAAUUAAUGUUUCAAAAAGCAAUUGAAUACAUCUGGUCCACUGCUAAUGAAUUUUCCCAUGAUGCAAUUAAAUUUCAAUAUACCGAUUGGUUAUAUCCUGGGAGUCAUUCAAAACGCAGAGAUGCUAUUGAUCAGGCACUUGGCGACGCCUGUUUCAUUUGUCCCACCUUCCAAUUUGCCAAAUCACAUGCUAAUUUCAAAAAUAUAGUUUAUUAUUAUCGUUUCACACAGCGGGAUUCAAACCAUCCAUUCCCAGAGUGGAUGGGAGUGUUACAUGGUGAUGAGAUUGCAUAUUUCUUUGGAGUACCUCUUCACCCAGAAAAUGGAUUUAGUGAAGAAGACAAGAAAUUAAGUAGACAGAUGAUGGCUUAUUAUGCUAACUUUGCAAGAACAGGAAAUCCAAACAAUAAACAUGAUUCAAAAUUGGAAGUUUACAGCUGGCCUAUCUAUAAUGCCGAAAACCUUGAAUAUCUGGUCCUGAAUGGGUCACUGGUUGCUGGCAAUCCGGUCAUAGGCCGAGGUCCCAGAGCCGAUUACUGCAUGUUCUGGGGAGCGUAUUAUCCAGAAUUGCAGGCGAAAACAGGGGAUGUUGAGAAAACAGAAGCCAAAUGGAAGUCUGAUUUUCAAGAAUGGAGCAACAAAUAUAUGGCUAGUUGGAAGUCUGAAUUCAACAAGUAUAUCAACAAUGCAAACCAAAUGUGUAGCAAUUCCUAGGCCACCAAUCGCAGAAAUUAAUAAAUAUGGUGGAGACCUCAUGCCCUGUACUCUGAAUUUGCAACUCAUGAGCAAAGUAAUUUAGUCUAAAUGAUUAGCGUGCUGGUUUGACACCCUCAUCAUUUAUGAUAGGAAUGAUGUUUUGCCCUACCUGACGUGUUAUUGUACUGAAUGCUCAGUAAUUAUGAUGUCAAUUUGUGAAAUAGCCACAUUAAUGGGUAUUAAAAAUGUUUUUAUAACAGUGGCGGACCGUCAAGGCAAGCAAGGUAUGCAGUGCAUACCCUGGCUAAAACAAAUAAGAAAAUAUAGUAGUACAGUUUCUGCGUUUGAUUUAGCAUUUCUUAGCCAUAAUCUUCUAUAUAAACCUUAAUUUUUCAAGUGGAUUGCUGUAUUUUAUUGGAAAAGCUUUUCAAUGUUUGGCCUACUUUGGUAUCUAGGAUAAGUCGCAUUUGGGCCUAUCGCAUCGUACUCUCAGCUGGUAUACAAGAAACUUUGAGUUAUUAUUAUUUGAAUUGAAAUAUGUUAAAAUAGAGGAGUAGGAAUUAUUUUGAAAAGAAGAUACUACAACCAUACAACCAUGCCAGUAUUAAAAAUUAACAUACAUUUGUAUUUUGACUAUAGUGCAAUCUAAUCCUGUAUAGUAGUACGCUUACAAACUUUUCCUACUAGGAGUGGGAAAGUAAAGUGGAUGGGCAAG